Molecule: messenger RNA, 1751 nt
Organism: Mastomys coucha (southern multimammate mouse)
Lineage: Eukaryota; Metazoa; Chordata; Mammalia; Rodentia; Muridae
Gene: Psmc5
Product: proteasome 26S subunit, ATPase 5
Exons: 13
Coding region: 85-1335 (416 amino acids)
Biological process (GO): proteasome-mediated ubiquitin-dependent protein catabolic process
Cellular component (GO): proteasome regulatory particle, base subcomplex
Molecular function (GO): proteasome-activating activity; ATP hydrolysis activity; ATP binding
Source: RefSeq, a predicted model, not a curated record
UCCGCCCAUUGACCCGGAACUGUUCUCGGUGGUGACCCAGGUCGCACGCUUUCGCCUCCGCGCCUGCGCGAUAGGGUGACUUGGAUGCCGGCGGUCCCUGCCGAAAGAGGGAAGAUGGCGCUUGAUGGGCCAGAGCAGAUGGAACUGGAAGAGGGGAAGGCCGGCAGUGGACUCCGUCAGUAUUACCUGUCCAAGAUUGAAGAGCUCCAAUUGAUUGUAAAUGAUAAGAGCCAGAAUCUCCGGAGAUUGCAGGCACAGAGGAAUGAGCUGAACGCAAAAGUUCGCCUGUUGCGGGAGGAGCUGCAGCUGUUGCAGGAACAGGGCUCCUAUGUUGGAGAAGUCGUGAGGGCCAUGGAUAAGAAAAAAGUGUUGGUCAAGGUCCAUCCUGAGGGCAAGUUUGUUGUUGAUGUAGACAAGAACAUCGAUAUCAAUGAUGUGACACCCAAUUGUCGGGUUGCUCUAAGAAAUGACAGCUACACUCUGCAUAAGAUCCUACCUAACAAGGUGGACCCUUUGGUGUCACUAAUGAUGGUGGAAAAGGUGCCAGACUCAACUUAUGAGAUGAUUGGCGGGCUGGACAAGCAGAUCAAGGAGAUCAAAGAAGUGAUCGAGCUGCCUGUGAAGCACCCUGAGCUCUUUGAAGCACUGGGCAUUGCACAGCCAAAGGGAGUCCUGCUGUAUGGACCCCCAGGCACUGGGAAGACAUUGUUGGCCCGUGCUGUGGCUCAUCAUACGGACUGUACCUUUAUUCGCGUCUCUGGCUCUGAACUGGUACAGAAAUUCAUUGGGGAAGGGGCAAGAAUGGUGAGGGAACUGUUUGUCAUGGCCCGAGAACAUGCUCCAUCCAUCAUCUUCAUGGACGAGAUUGACUCCAUUGGCUCUUCACGGCUGGAGGGAGGCUCUGGAGGUGACAGUGAAGUACAGCGCACAAUGCUGGAACUGCUCAACCAGCUGGAUGGCUUUGAGGCCACCAAGAAUAUCAAGGUUAUCAUGGCUACCAAUAGGAUUGAUAUCCUGGACUCUGCCCUGCUUCGUCCUGGGAGGAUUGACAGAAAAAUUGAAUUUCCACCCCCCAAUGAGGAGGCCCGGCUGGACAUUUUGAAAAUCCACUCUCGGAAAAUGAACUUGACCAGGGGGAUCAACCUGAGAAAAAUUGCUGAGUUGAUGCCUGGAGCUUCGGGGGCUGAAGUAAAGGGUGUGUGCACAGAAGCUGGCAUGUACGCUCUGCGGGAACGGCGUGUCCACGUUACUCAGGAGGACUUUGAGAUGGCGGUGGCCAAGGUCAUGCAAAAGGAUAGUGAGAAAAAUAUGUCCAUCAAGAAGCUAUGGAAGUGAGGGUAUGUCCUUUGUGUGGAUCCCUCAAAUAAAGGGUUAAGAACUGCUGAGUUAGAGGACCCUGCACCCCUCCCUGCAUGAAACCCUGGCCCCGUUUGUGAGCUUGGACAGCUGUCACCUGAUGAUCCAGCAUGAGCAGAAGGGUGCACUUGACAUUGAGAUCUCCUGGCCGUUUCACCUGGAAGCCAUCUGUUUCCUGCGUGGUGGGCAUCCGAUGCCACUGUCAGGCGAGAGAACAGCAGAGAUCAUCACUAGUAGAUGGGCUACAACACUCUACCAGCACACUGAUGUUAUGCUCUGUGUCCCCUGGCAGCUUGUCCCUCCCAGGCUCCAGAACCAUUCUUACCUCCACCAGAUGGUUGUCAGGCCCAUACAGUUCCUUGUCCAACUCAAUAACAAGGCUCUUAAAGAAUGAU